GAUGGAAAGGUACGGGGCGGAAAACGAAAAGGGCGGCUGCCAGAAAAGGGUGAAAAUUAAACGGUACAAGGCGAACGCACGCGAAAGGAACAGAAUGCACGGAUUGAACGCUGCUUUGGAUGCUUUAAGACGAUGCAUGCCAAUUCAAACAACGCACUCGGAAGUGAAUUCAAAUCCCCAAAAAUUAUCAAAAAUUGAAACAUUAAGGCUGGCAAGGAAUUACAUAACAGCGAUGUCUCAAACUCUACACGAAGGACGUUCAAUGGAUUUGACCAGGUUUAUUAGAAUUUUGUCUAGAGAAUUGAGCCAAACAACUGCGAAUUUGUUGCGUGGUACUUUGAUGGUACCACCAAGUGAGGAGCAAAUGUACAAAAGACAUUAUUAUAGCGGUUACUGCUACGAGCCUUUUUAUAAUGAUAGUCGAUUUUAUCCGAAUAAUAGCUUCAGUAUGCAUUAGCGAUAUUUUAUCGACAGUGUUUGCUCAGCAAUAAGCGAUAACAGCAUUAGCGUUUACGCUCAAUUUAUUAAUUAAUUUAUUGUUUUUUUCUGUUAUAUUUUAUCGCAACAGUCUAGUCAGCCGAAUGAUCUCGUUAUGUGUUUUGUUUUAUCUGUAAAUAAAUGGUUUUUGCACAAAUUAAUCCAAUAUUUUCAGUCCCUGUAAGAACUUUUCCUGAUGAGAAUAAAGAGAAAAUGCUUUGAAUUAUGUAUAUAUAUAAUCAUAAUGACCGACAAAAUUAAUUGAUUGAUUUGAAAGGGUUGUGAACCACAGGUGCUUCGUGUGUACCUAACAAAAAUGUCUGUAAAACCAAAACCAAGUUCCAAAAUCACAAAGUUCCGAUUUUUGUUAAAAU
Messenger RNA from Ceutorhynchus assimilis (cabbage seed weevil), 851 nucleotides. The record is from the annotation of a GenBank genome assembly. NCBI's taxonomy places the organism in Eukaryota, Metazoa, Arthropoda, Insecta, Coleoptera, Curculionidae.